CUCUCCAGACUGACUCCACUUGCUGGAUCUGCACGUAGCCCUGCUUAAGUAGAGCUAACCCUACAGGGGUAAACUACCAGUGACCGCAGCAGGGGAAUGAGUCAGACCAGUGGACUGCUUUGUUCGUAUGCACGCUUGCAAGCAAUCUGCUAUCCUGCGUUUACCGGACCGUAAGCGUCUGCAGAACUUCCGUUUCUCCAUACGUCUUCGUGAGUCGGUAUGAGAAACCAGCAAACUUCUAUAAUCAGACAGAAUGUUUUCUACCCGGAGAUAGAGCCCCUGUGCGACGGAUCCAGACGGUCAGACAAGAGCCAGUCGCCAAAAGUCGCAAUGUGCAUCACCGCCGCCGGACGACGGCCGCGCGCAGGCGUCCAGGAGCAAGUCGAGAGUGGUGUCCUCCACCUGGCGAGCCAGCCAGACUGCCAUAGAGAUACAACAUUGCUUACCCAGCCAGUAACUGUGCCCGAGAAAAAGGAUCGGCCAAUUAAGAGACACGCAGGAGACCUCGCCAUAAAUGCAGACAAUAGUGUCUAUCCUGAGAAAAGGCUCCGAUCAUCCUCGUUCACAUUCAGGCCGACCCAGUCCUCUACCGACACAGAUCAUAAUGUCUUGGAGAAACGCGUCCGCUCCUCCUCCUUUACUGUUCUGACGAGCUUCCCCCCGAAUCAGCCUGUGCUGAAGAACAAUGUAUUCAUGCCGUCCACACUUCUGCAGGAGCAGGGAAGCAGCACCAGAGCAGGAAACAUUCACCCCUGGGCGGUGAUUAAACCCGCAACGCUGCCGCCUCCGCCAGUGACCGUCUGCAGAGAUGUGGAGACAGACGCUGCCGCCGUCGCCGCCACUACACCAGAAAACAAGCAGCAUGAAGAGAAAAGCAACCCUCCAGUAAGCAACGCCGAUGAGCCGAAGUCUUCUACUGGAUCUACAUGCUUCUUGGACAUUGCAACCAGGAUGCAGCUUUUUCAGCAGCGGUUUAUGCCACAGAAAUACAAUGUCGAUUUUGUUUUCGGAGAGAACAUGGAGAAAAGAGUCAUAAGCCCCAAGAGGCCGAUGGCGUCUCAGACCAGUGCGAUCAAGAGGGAAAUGCCUUCCACUAGAGUAUCUUGUAACAGGAAUUGGCCCUAUCAAAGACGCAUAUCGCAUAGAAGCCUCAUAGAGUCCGCCGCGGCGUACACCUCCAGGCCCAAGCUAAAGUACGAACUGGACCAAGUGGAUAUUGUCACAGGAGAAGAGUCUGACCGCAACGUGCUGCAAGUUAACUGCAAGCUGUUUGUGUUUAACAAGGAGAAGCAAGUGUGGACGGAACGAGGACAUGGCUACCUAAGACUCAAUGACACAGCCAGCAGCGGCACCGGGCAGCUCCGAUCACGAAUAGUGAUGAGAAACCACGGGAACCUGAAACUGAUCCUGAACAGUAAAAUCUUUGACGGAAUGAAACUCGAGAGGGCGAACAGAAAAAGCGUGCGCCUCACCGCCACGGAUCUGGCGGACAGCAGUGUCAGGAUAUUUCUAGUGCAGGCAAGUGUAAAGGAUGCCGCUCGUCUCUACGCAGCGAUACAUCACCGUCUGAUUGCGCUAAAGAGACAAAGGGACCUGGAGCAGGAGCCGAGCAGCCCGAAGUCAGAAGCCGAGGAAGACUCGCAUAUACAGCUACUGAACAGUGACAGUGAAGAUGAGGAUGAUGAUGAAAUGCUGCUGUAUCCCAGCAAGAUCUCCGACCAUCACCAGUGGAUCCGGCGACAACCCGUCCUGUACUCCUGACAAUCAGCCCGCCUUCCCACAAUUCAUCAGCCUUGCAUCUUCGUGCUCUAAGGAGGUAAUCGCUCCAGAAGAUACACAGCUCUGCAAAACCAUAAACCUGUGGUGGACGGAAACCACAGACUACGACUCUUAAUGUGAACAAUGGCCAGGUCCAAGGUCAUGCCUCCUCAUCCGUGUUGCAUACUUACAAUCCACCUCUCCGGGAGUCAAGGCUGCAAAAUGAUUAGAACAAUGCAAAUACCUCAAGCACUAGGACUCUGAAGGCACCUUUCCAUUUGUGAAAUCGAUCCUGCGAUGAGCAUUCCGGUUUCCGCCCAUGAUCCGACUUUCAGCCUGCAGGUGCCGCCCCCCGCGCCUCUGCUUUGGGAAUCUGUUGCAAGUACGGACUUGAAGUCAAGCGCGGAUCAUGCAUCUCAUUAACGGAUCCAGUUUACUUUUUCUACGCAGGGGUUUAAAUAUAAUGAAUAUCGCUGGGGGAUACCUUAUCGUUGUGGGGGGGAACCUUCUAAUGAAAAGACCUAAAAGUGGACACCCCCUUUAAUGGACAAAUGCUCAUUACAGUGGGAGUUUUCCUAAUCAUAUUUGACGUCAAUUACGGGACUGAAAUUUGUUGGACAAUUGCUAAUAGGGCAACUCCAGGGGCUUCACUUUAAAGGUUUUGAGGGCUCAUUGUAAACUAUAUAUAUAUAUAUGUAUAUCUAAUCUUAUGUAUAUUUUAAAUGGUCUUAUAAGUAAAUAUAUAUUUCUAUUUUAUUGAAGGCCGUAUAAUUUAUGAGAUUGAUAAUUUAACAGGGUUGUGCUUAUAACAGAUAUUCUGUUUACAUGUAACUGAGCUUUUAUACUUUGUAUUAUCUCCUGGAUGUAGAUUGAAGGGGUUCUCCAGAAUCCUCAGCAUAGGUCAUUAAUAUCUGAUCGGUUCGGGUCCAACACUCCGCACCUCCACCGAUCAGCUGUUCUCUGCUGGAAGUAGCACUGUAAAUAGAACAGCAAGCACAGCGCCAUUCAAAAUGUAGUGGCCAUGCUUGGGUACUGCAGCUCAUCUCCUAUUAAAGUGAAUGGGAGCUGAGCUGCAGUAACACAGGAUGGCCACUAAACUUUGAACGGCGCUGUGCUUCCUGUUCUAUUCACAGUGCUAGGUGGAGGUGUCGCCACCGAUCAGAUAUUAAUGACCUAUACUGAAAACAAGUCAUCGAUUAUCAGGAGCUUGGAUAACCCCUUUAAUCCUCCUAACCCCUUCUAUGUGUAUCAGUAAGGAUAACUACUCUCAUUGUAGUCUAGCUUCUAUGGUUUUGGCUUCCUACAUGUUACAUGUAAGGUCUUAUGCACACGACCGUAUUUUGGGUCUGCGUCCGAUCCGUAUUUUUUGUGGAUGGCACGCGGACCAAUUCAUUUCUAUGGGGCCGCGAAAAAAAUGCAGAAAGCAUACGGAUGCUAUGGAUGUGCUGUCCGCAUCUGUGAGGCCAUUUAGUAGAUUUUCCAGGCAAGAAUAGGCGUUUGUAUAAUGGGGACCGAAGAAAGUGCGGGAUGCACGUGGCGUGUGCAUGAGGCCUUAUCAUAACAGGGAAGAUCUGCAGUGGCGGGGGAGAGGUUUACUUUAUUCCAGCAACAAAGUGAAUGAUACAAUAAUAAUAUAAUGAUAUAUUUAUAAAUACAGUUAUAUCUA
This is a messenger RNA of Bufo gargarizans (Asiatic toad), 3424 nucleotides long. RefSeq names its product RAN binding protein 3 like (gene RANBP3L). The transcript is spliced from 15 exons. Lineage: Eukaryota; Metazoa; Chordata; Amphibia; Anura; Bufonidae. Gene Ontology annotation, molecular function: GTPase activator activity. The coding region runs from base 220 to 1761 and encodes 513 amino acids. The record is from RefSeq and is a predicted model, not a curated record. Gene Ontology annotation, cellular component: cytoplasm; nuclear pore. Gene Ontology annotation, biological process: protein export from nucleus.